AUGUCAAGAAAAGCUCUUUUGUUUGCAACGUUUUUGGCAGAAGAUGAUGACAAAAUAGUUGAAGAUUUCGAAAUAGAGGAAGAAGAGUCUGAGUAUAAUUUUAAUUCAGAUGAAAAUUCACAAAUUGAUGAUGAGUUCGAUGAAAUUGAGCAUGAUGAAUUGACAUCUAGUGAUGUAGAAGGACAUGGUGUUUAUGAAUUUGAUUCUUCAAAAUUAGCGACAGAUUUGGUACAAGGGUGGGGUCAUGAAGAUUAUGAAAGUGUUAAUGAUAGUUUAAAUAGCAUAGCAAAUGAAGUAAGCGAAAAUAUUAGUGAAAAUGUAAAUAACAUAGAAGGUGAAGAUAGUGUUUUAGAAACUUUACCUAUAGCACUUCGUAAAACUUGUCGCCAAACAAAAAAUAGACCAAAUAUUGCUGUUUCAAAAAUUAUUGGAAUUUAUAAUUUUACUGAAAUCGUUCAUUCAAAUAUUUCUUCAUGUUCCGCUGAUUUUGAAAAUGACUUUGCUUUGGUUUCCAAUUCUAAAUCAAUACAAAAUAUUUUUGCUUAA
Molecule: messenger RNA, 546 nt
Organism: Racocetra persica
Lineage: Eukaryota; Fungi; Glomeromycota; Glomeromycetes; Diversisporales; Gigasporaceae
Source: the annotation of a GenBank genome assembly